AGGGACUGAGCCACACACACUGAGGGACGGAGCCACACACACUGAGGGACGGAGCCACACACACUGAGGGACGGAGCCACACACACUGAGGGACUGAGCCACACACACUGAGGGACUGAGCCACACACACUGAGGGACUGAGCCACACACACUGCCCCAUAUAACCUCCCAUUGCACCACUGUGUCCUAUACACACCCCUCUGUGUAUCCUCCACUCCCCCUGAGUGUGUAGAUUAGCUCCAGUAUGAGUCAUGGAUCGUCAGCCUAAGAGGCGCCUGCUUUACUAGCAGAGGUGGAUCAAUGGAACUGCACUGAGUGAUGAGAUUAUAUUCCUGAAUUCGCAUGGCUUGAGAAAAAUCACCUGACAGCAGCCGUGCAAAGACUGACCCCCCCUAACUUCACUGUUUUUCAUCACUGGACUGACUCUCACAGAACUGACUCUUCCUGGACUGACUCAAAGGACUGACUAUGACUCACUGGCAUCCCCCAGGGAUAACCGUUAUCCCUCUUUGACAUUUACGACAUGGCCAUGUCCCUUUUUCUGAACCUGUUCUUUUUCUAAACUCGGAAGCCGUGGACUGGAGGUGAGAGCCAGUGGGCGGUCAGCUCCUCACCAUGGUGUUGCCGCCCCCUGACAAACGCCACGUGUGCCUGACCACCAUCGUCAUCAUGACCAGUAUGGCAUUCAUGGAUGCCUACCUGGUGGAGCAGAACCAGGGGCCCAGGAAGAUUGGCGUGUGCAUCAUUGUGCUGGUCGGGGACAUCUGCUUCCUCAUCGUGCUGCGCUACGUGGCCGUGUGGGUGGGCGCCGAGGUGCGCACGGCCCGCCGUGGCUACGCAAUGAUUCUCUGGUUCCUCUACAUCUUUGUACUGGAAAUCAAGCUCUACUUCAUCUUCCAGAACUGCAAGGCCGAUAGGAAGUCCCUGGAGACGGUGGCCCGGAAAGCCUUGACUCUGCUACUGUCUGUGUGUGUCCCGGGGCUGUACUUGGUGCUAGUGGCUCUGGACAGCAUGGAGUAUGUGAGGACCUUCAGGAAGAAGGAGGACAUGCGGGGGAGGAUCUUCUGGGUGGCUCUAGAUCUUCUGGAUCUUCUGGACAUCCAGGCCAACCUGUGGGAGCCUCAGAGGACCGGCCUGCCCAUCUGGGCCGAGGGGCUGAUGUUCUUCUACUGCUACGUCCUUCUCCUCACCCUGCCCUGCGUCUCCCUCAGCGAGAUCUCCACGCAAGGAGAACACGUGUCGCUCCAGAAGAUGAUGCUCUACCCUGUCCUCAGCCUGAUUACCAUCAACGUGGUCACUAUCCUGAUCCGCGGGGUCAACAUGGUGCUGUUCCAGGACAGUAGAGUCUCCACCAUCUUCGUCGGCAAGAACGUGGUGGCGAUCGCCACGAAGGCAUCCACCUUCCUGGAGUACCGGCGUCAAGUGAAGGAGUUCCCUCAACCACAGAACGCCAUGGCGUUGGAGCUGCAGCAGAACUCUGUGGGCCACGGACAUACACCCCACACGUCCCACUCGCAGCCUCUAGCCAACUCCACAAAUCUUCCCCACGAACCCUCGCCAGCGCGACACAUGGAAACAUGACCGCCAGCACUAGACUGUCUGGACACCAGCGGAGCAUUGCCACUGCUGCCGUCAGUGACUAACUACAGUGACUAACUACAGUGACUAACUACAAAGACUAACUACAGUGACUAACCAUAGUGACUCGUUCUGUCUAUCCAGUCUCUGAGAGUUUGGUAUUAAGAGAAAUGUGGGUUUCAUGACAGGAUGGUAUUCUCCUGCCUAUCAAGCCCACUUGAACAGAGGAUAUAACAACUAGAGGGAUAUUUUCAGCCUCUGUCUGCCUGUCUAUUGGAGAAGGAUACAAAUUCACCUUCUUGAUUCUGACAAGAGCGAACUGAUGUGGUUUUAUUUGUUUUUAAAUUAACUAUUUUAUUCUGCAGCUGAGUAAUGUAACAGUACAUUUUACAAUUUGUUCCUCUCUGAAUAUCUGUGAUUUUCUAAAACCCCUUUCGACUGUCCAUUGCGUGGCUUUUUUCUUUAUAGUCCUUAAAAAGGAGGUAUACCACUCGCCCUACAGAAGCACUAAGUUGAAGUGGAGAAAGAGAGGAUGGAGAGGAAGGGAAGGAGAAAGGGUCAAUAAGAAGGGUGGCAGUAGAAGAUUGAAAUUCAGCCUCUACUUUAAUUCUGCUGAGAAAGGAGCUAACUGAAGUCUGCUGCCUCGGCCUGUGUGAAGCUUUACGACCAACUGGUCUGCUGCCUCGGUCAGUGUGAUGUUUUACGACCAAAUGGUCUGCUGCCUCGGUCAGUGUGACGUUUUAUGACCAAAUGGUCUGCUGCCUCGGUCAGUGUGACGUUUUACGACCAAAUGGUCUGCUGCCUCGGUCAGUGUGACGUUUUACGACCAAAUGGUCUGCUGCCUCGGUCAGUGUGACGUUUUACGACCAAAUGGUCUGCUGCCUCGGGUCAGUGUGAUGCUUUACGACCAAAUGGUCUGCUGCCUCGGUCAGUGUGAUGCUUUACGACCAAAUGGUCUGCUGCCUCGGGUCAGUGUGACGCUUUAUGACCAAAUGUAUGCUAAAAGCACCAGAGCUCAGCACUAUACACUCUAUUUGAGGCAGCCAACCGUGUGUGUGUGAUUCUGCGUGUGUGUGUGUGUGUGUGUGAUUCUGUGUGUGUGUGUGUGU
Molecule: messenger RNA, 2687 nt
Organism: Oncorhynchus gorbuscha (pink salmon)
Lineage: Eukaryota; Metazoa; Chordata; Actinopteri; Salmoniformes; Salmonidae
Product: transmembrane protein 121-like
Exons: 1
Coding region: 616-1581 (321 amino acids)
Source: RefSeq, a predicted model, not a curated record